This is a messenger RNA of Fopius arisanus, 1222 nucleotides long. RefSeq lists its product as uncharacterized. The coding region runs from base 97 to 462 and encodes 121 amino acids. The transcript is spliced from 4 exons. The record is from RefSeq and is a predicted model, not a curated record. Lineage: Eukaryota; Metazoa; Arthropoda; Insecta; Hymenoptera; Braconidae.
UGGGGAUUCACAAGUGUAAAUGCAGCGUUUGAACUUCAAUUGUAUGACCUGUUUCGGGGGGAGACGGGAAUUGCUGUUUAUGUUUUUUUCACUGGGAUGUAUCUGAUGCAAUUUUGUGGUGCAGCUGUUGGUCUCAACUUAUUAGUUUAUGCAAGAUUACGUGGGAGAGAUCAUGGGAUAAAGGAUGAAAACCAAAGAGCUCGUGAAACUGACGCUUUUCGAUUACUCGUCGGAAUGAUCUCUGUUUUCGUUAUCACAAUACUGCCAGACACCAUUACUACCAUAAUUUACUACGUGCCAUCGAUCGAUUGCUGUGGGUCUUCUACCAUGUGCGUGAUACAUGAUUUUAUGAAAUUUUCGACGAUCGUGGGACCAAUUGUUUGGGGUACUGUGUGCCAGUCAUUUAGAGAUGCAAUAUGGGGGGUCGUACGGUGCAGGAGUGUCGACAAAGUGGGUGAAUGAAGGAGAUCCAAAUGAUUCCAUAGAAAGCCUGAAGAAAAUUUUUGUCCUCAAUUCAGAUGAAGAUUCAUAAAUAAAGAUAAGAUACUCCCAUACCGAGAUCAGUACUCGAUAUUGAAUGAUGGAUCUACGAUCUUCCCUCCCUUGAAUUUAUAGAGCACAAGUAUUACGGAAUUUAUAAGACCAAUCAAGAGACAGAUUCCAGUUGAUUAAAUUCGAUGAAUCAUUUUGGAAUGACACUUACACAUCGAUUAUGUAUUACGCUUUCACAACGCAUCAGAAAAUCCAGGGAUUCACUCAUGCCAGGAAUUAUUCAGAGACAACUAUUCUCCUCUCUCGGAGACAUAAUAAUUUUAGGCACACGCGGAUACCAACAUAACUAUGCGGGGAGAAUAUAUUAUAUUGUAUAUCUAAUGAACUGAGAAGAUUAAUCCCACCCUCUGGAUGGAUGACACAAAAAUCCGGAAUAAUCUCCCAUCGACUUGAUAAUUACACAUUCGAGUGAUGUGAAUGAAAUAAAACGAGAAAACAUCCUGGAAAUGUACGGAAAACGCGCAUGCUCGUAAUUCAAAUAUUUACCGUUUCCGGUGUAUAAUCUAUCCGCCGGAAUGUUGAAAGAUGGAAUUAGAAAUCGCAAAUGAUGAAAUACAAGCGCAUGUCAUAAACAAAAAAUCUCUGUAAUUCGAAAUUUCAAAUUGUGAUGAACGAGCGCACUGGGGAAUUGAUUCUCCUCACGCAGUAAACGAAGUUUUUAAUCAUUAAA